CACACAUUUAGGUUUCCUUACUUACUUUUGUCCUGUUGUCACAUCAGCUGUACUCUGAAUAGUCUUAAGGCAAAAAUAUUGUCUACCCGGAUUCAGCAACAUGAAAAGAAUGAAAAGUUGGCUCCUAUGUUGGAUGGUCUUGAGUUUGGUGUCUCAAAACAUUACCUGGCAAAAUCCGGGUUCCAAUAAUGGUUCAGGUCGGGAUUCCAAUAGUGAUUCAGGUCAGGGUUCCAAUAGUGGUUCAAGUCAGGGUUCCAAUAAUGGUUCAGGUCAGGGUUCCAAUAAUGGUUCAGGUCAGGGUUCCAAUAGUGGUUCAAGUCAGGGUUCCAAUAAUGGUUCAGGUCAGGGUUCCAAUAAUGGUUCAGGCCAGGGUUCUAAUAACGGUUCAGGUCAGGGUUCCAAUAAUGGUUCAGGUCAGGGUUCCAAUAACGGUUCAGGUCAGGGUUCCAAUAAUGGUUCAGGUCAGGGUUCCAAUAAGGGUUCAGGUCAGGGUUCCAAUAACGGUUCAGGUCAGGGUUCCAAUAAUAGUUCAGGUCAGGGUUCCAAUAAUGGUUCAGGUCAGGGUUCCAAUAACGGUUCAGGUCAGGGUUCCAAUAAUGGCUCAGGUCAGGGUUCCAAUAAUAGUUCAGGUCAGGGUUCCAAUAAUGGUUCAGGUCAGGGUUCCAAUAACGGUUCAGGUCAGGGUUCCAAUAAGGGUUCAGGUCAGGGUUCCAAUAACGGUUCAGGUCAGGGUUCCAAUAACGGUUCAGGUCAGGGUUCCAAUAAUGCUUCAGGCCAGGGUUCCAAUAACGGUUCAGGUCAGGGUUCCAAUAAUGGUUCAGGUCAGGGUUCCAAUAAGGGUUCAGGUCAGGGUUCAAAUAAUGGUUCAGGUCAGGGUUCCAAUAACGGUUCAGGUCAGGGUUCCAAUAAUGGUUCAGUUCAGGGUUCCAAUAAUGGUUCAGGUCAGGGUUCCAAUAAGGGUUCAGGUCAGGGUUCCAAUAAUGGUUCAGGUCAGGGUUCCAAUAAGGGUUCAGGUCAGGGUUCCAAUAAUGGUUCAGGUCAGGGUUCCAAUAAGGGUUCAGGUCAGGGUUCCAAUAAUGGUUCAGGUCAGGGUUCCAAUAAUAGUUUAGGUCAGGGUUCCAAUAAUGGUUCAGGUCAGGGUUCCAACAACGGUUCAGGUCAGGGUUCCAAUAAGGGUUCAGGUCAGGGUUCCACUAAUGGUUCAGGUCAGGGUUCCAAUAAUGGUUCAGGUCAGGGUUCCAAUAACGGUUCAGGUCAGGGUUCCAAUAACGGUUCAGGUCAGGGUUCCAAUAAGGGUUCAGGUCAGGGUUCCAAUAAUGGUUCAAGGACAAAAGUCACCGCGCCUUUAGAAGAAAUGUUGGAAAACAGAAACCACGACAACCCUAUCAAAGUCAUUCAGACCCUUGCACGGCUUCUGGAGGAAACAGAGGUGAAUGAGACUACAUCCCUGUCUUUCAGCAAUUUGGUGGCCUACCUGUACAAACCGAAGGGCCCCUUCAAAGGCCUUAAAAUUGAUGCUAGUGAAAAUGAGGCAAGGUCAAUGAGGUCUGGCACCGAUAGUGUCAUGGACACCAAAGUGAGCAUUCAACUGCCGAGAGAGCUGGAUGCUGGAUCAGAAAACACCAUUGUGUUCUGCAUGUUUACCUGGCCUGAAGCAAACUGGAGCAAACAUGAAGCCUCGGAUGAAUUAUAUGAGAGCAGAUUGGUUGGCCUGAGUGUGCGGGGAAAGAACAUCUCAGGACUUCAGGAGCGUGUCAACAUCACAUUGGCUUUUACUGUGAAUGAAAUGCAAAAGCCCAGCUGUGUGUACUUAAAUGAAGUAACAAACGACUUUAGUACUGAUGGCUGUCUGACACUGUGGGAACCAGGUCAGAGUAACAUCACCUGCUCCUGUGACCACCUCACAUACUUUGCCGUGCUCAUGGUGUCUGCCCCCCUCUCACAAACAGACCUGCAGAUUCUGACAUACAUCACUCAGAUUGGUUGUAGUAUUUCUCUGUUUGCCCUGAUCAUCACUGUCCUGCUCUUCAUCACGAAAAGAAAGGUCCGAGCAGAUAUCUCCAUGAAGGUCCACAUCAACCUGGCCAUUGCCUUGAUCCUCCUCAACGUGCACUUCCUCCCCAGCCAGACGGUGGCAGCGCAGUACUCCAAGGAGCUCUGCUUCUACAUUGCUGUCUCUCUUCACUACUCCCUGCUGGCCACUUUCAGCUGGAUGGCCCUGGAGGGCUUACACCUCUACCUUCUCUUAGUCAGAGUCUUCAACAUUUAUAUCAGGAAAUACUUGCUAAAGCUCAGCGUGGUGGGAUGGGGUCUCCCUGCAGUCAUUGUGGCCCUGGUGGUCAUCUUCGACCAAAGCUCUUAUGGACGUGUCCCUCUGGACACUACUUACACCAACAGCACACAAAUAUGCUAUAUAAGGGAUACCAAAGUGAAGAUGGUGACUACAGUGGGCGUGUUUGGCUUGGUCUUCCUCUUAAACGUGAUCAUGUUGGGGGUGACAGUCAGACGCAUUGUUAGUCUCCACAAGUUCAAAAAGUAUGGGCAAAGUGACAGUAACAGAGCCAAGAAGGACAUCUGUAUGCUGCUGGGAGUCACCACUCUGCUGGGCAUUACCUGGGGGCUGGUAUUCUUCUCCUUUGGCUACCUGACCAUGACUGGCCUCUACCUCUUCUGUAUCCUCAACUCACUGCAAGGUUUCUUCAUGUUCCUGUGGUUCUUGAUGUCUCUGAGAAAGAAAGGAGCUCUUUCUACUAAGAGUAGUGUAACAAGCAUCACCAACACCUAAGCACUACACAACACAACACACCAGAGACGUGUGUGUGUGUGUGUGUGUGUGUGUGUGUGUGUGUGUGUGUGUGUGUGUGUGUGUGUGUGUGUGUGUGUGUGUGUGUGUGUGUGUGUGUGUGUGUGUGUGUGUGUGUGUGUGUGUGUGUGUGUGUGUGUGUGUGUGUGUGUGUGUGUGUGUGUUGUGGAUUUAUAGAGCAAUACUGUAAAGUUUGAUACUAUUAUUUUUGCUUCAAAUCAUUAUGUUUAUGUACACACAAGUAGAAAGUGUUAACUUUGGAAGAUCACUGCCUAAGUUAACCCUUAAGCAGUGUCAUUGUUAUACCCUGGUGUUUUAAUAAGUCAAUAUGUUGGUGUUUAAUUACAUCCUCCAUACCUAGCAAAAGCUAUGUUUCAUACACUGUAAAAACUGGGAUUGGGGUCAAUUAAUAUUAAAUAAAUAAUACAAAGUAAGUUAUACACAAUAUAAAUGACUUUGUGUAGUUUGUACAUUAAGCUAAAUUCAAACCAUUUUGAAUGAUUUAUUAAUUGCAUUUUAAUUAAGUUUUGUUUGAAUAAAAUCAGCUGUGGAUUUCUGA
Eleginops maclovinus (Patagonian blennie) is the source of this 3362-nucleotide messenger RNA. RefSeq names its product adhesion G-protein coupled receptor G5-like. Gene Ontology annotation, molecular function: G protein-coupled receptor activity. NCBI's taxonomy places the organism in Eukaryota, Metazoa, Chordata, Actinopteri, Perciformes, Eleginopidae. Gene Ontology annotation, biological process: cell surface receptor signaling pathway; adenylate cyclase-activating G protein-coupled receptor signaling pathway. Gene Ontology annotation, cellular component: plasma membrane. The transcript is spliced from 14 exons. The record is from RefSeq and is a predicted model, not a curated record. The coding region runs from base 101 to 2785 and encodes 894 amino acids.